GUGGAAACUGGGCAGGGUCUGCCUGCACAUGAAAGCAGCGUCGGUGCGUGCACACAGCGCAGUUUCUCUUUUACGAGAUGACACGCCGCUGUGAGCCUUUAACUUUGACUUGGUGUGGCAUUUCUCUGCCUUCCGGAGGCGUCGCUGCCCGGACGCCGGCGGUGUUGUUCAACUUUGGGAAGUGUGUCGGUUUGUUGUGAGAGCUGAGAAGGAAUGCGCGGUUUCUGGUGACUUUUCCUCUCGAGUUCCCCCCCCCCUCUCGGAACAGCGACUUCGACCAACCUGCGGUUAACUGGUGUUUUAUCUGAGCGUGCCAUCGACAGUAAACAUGCAGCAUGAUGUGUAGUUGCACCUCUGUCGCUGACAGACCGUUGUUUGCCUGCGUUAAAACGGAGGAAGGUUGCACGUCGUGCCUGUGCAGAGGCUCCAUGGGUAACCGCCGUGCGUAACGCUGGCUCUCCAUGGAGGACUACUGGAGAAGCCACUCAUCUCAACCAACACUUUAAGACAGCGAGUGACCCUUAAAAUAUGAUGAGUCAAGACCAAGACGGGAUAUCCUUACCGGUGCCUUGCUUCGGCGUCUGCCCCAGCAGAGAGAGCCUCGACGACAGUAGCAGCGGUGGAGGUGGAGGUGGCGGCGUCUUCGGUAUCCCCGCAGCCGGGACUUUCUGGCAGGACUCGGUGGUCGUCGGUGGGGGGCACAGCCCGACCCCAGGGAGCAAUCCGAUGGACGGCGGGGGCUUGCUCUCCACCGGUAAGUCGUGCAAAAGCAGGCCGGUGACGGUGGCCUAUGUGGUGAACGGAGAGGCGAGCCAGCAGAAUAACGCGGAGAGCAUGGCCCUGCAGUGUCUGAAGGACGCCUGCGAUUCGGUGGGCAGCAAACUGGAGACGGUGAACUUUGGUAAACUGGACUUUGGGGAGACCACGGUGCUGGACAGCUUUUACAAUGCAGACAUCGCCGUGGUGGAGAUGACGGAUGCCUUUCGCCAGCCCUCGCUCUUCUACCACCUGGGAGUCAGAGAGAGCUUCAGCAUGGCCAACAACAUCAUCCUGUACUGCGACACUAACUCCGACUCCCUCCAGUCUCUGCAGGAGAUCAUUUGCCAGAAGAACACUACGUGCUCAGCCAACUAUGCCUUCAUCCCGUACAUGGUGACGCCUCACAACAAGGUGUACUGCUGUGAGGGCAGCCUGAUGAAGGGGCUGACGGAGCUGAUGCAGCCCAGCUUUGAGAUGCUGCUGGGGCCCAUCUGCAUGCCGCUGCUUGACCGCUUCAUCCAGCUGCUCAAAGUGUCACAGGGAAACUCCCACCAGUAUUUCCGCGAGACCAUUCUGAACGAGAUCCGUAAGGCUCGGGAGCUGUACACUGGCAUGGAGCUGGCUGCCGAGUUGAGCCGCAUCCAGCAGCGGCUGGACAACGUGGAGUGCCUUUCGGUCGACAUCGUCAUCAACCUGCUGCUGACAUACAGGGACAUCCAGGAUUAUGAGUCCAUCGUGAAGCUGGUGGAGACUCUGGAGAAGCUUCCGACCUUUGACCUCGUGGCUCAUCCACAUGUGAAGUUCCACUACGCCUUUGCACUGAAUCGGAGGAACCUGCCGGGCGACAGACAGAAGGCUCUGGACAUAAUGCUGCCCCUGGUGGAGGGCGAGGAGCAGGUAGCCUCGGACAUCUACUGCCUGGUGGGACGGAUCUAUAAGGACAUGUUCCUGGAGUCUCACUUCACUGACACACCGAGCAGAGACAGCGGCACACAAUGGUUUAAAAAGGGGUUUGAGUCGGAGCCAACACUACACUCUGGGAUCAACUAUGCUGUUCUGCUCCUGGCAGCCGGACACCAGUUUGACAGUUCUUUUGAGCUUCGUAAAGUGGGAGUGAAGCUGAGCAGCCUGUUGGGGAAGAAAGGCAGCCUGGACAAGCUGCAGAGCUACUGGGACGUGGGCUUCUUCCUGGGCGCCAGCAUCCUGGCCUGCGACAACACCAGGGUCAUCCAGGCCUCUGAGAAACUCUUCAAACUCAAAGCCCCCAUCUGGUAUCUGAGCUCACUAGUGGAGACAAUCUUGAUCUACCAACAGUUUAAGAAACCUGGCGUGGAGCAGCCGGCCCCCAAACAGGAGCUGGUAGACUUCUGGAUGGACUUUCUGGUGGAGGCCACCAAGAAAGACGUCUCCUCUGUCCGAUUUCCUGUGUUGAUAUUAGAGCCCACGAAAGUAUAUCAGCCUUCAUAUUUGUCCAUAAACAAAGACGUGGAUGACAACACGGUGUCUAUCUGGCAUGUUGCUUCUGAUGACAAGCACAAGGGGAUCCAUGAGUGGAACUUCAGCGCCACAUCAGUACGAGGUGUCAGCAUCUCCAAGUUUGAUGAGCGCAGUGCCUUCCUCUACGUGCUCCACAAUUCAGAGGACUUCCAGAUCUAUUUCUGUACAGAGAUGCACUGUAAAAGGUCUGUUCUCAGUCCCACUCUCUGUUACGACUAUGAGUACGACGAGCACGGAGAGAGGGUGGUUCUGGGAAAAGGCACAUUUGGAGUGGUGUACGCCGGCCGAGACCUCAGCAACCAGGUCCGACUGGCCAUCAAAGAAAUCCCAGAGAGAGACAGCAGGUACUCUCAGCCACUCCACGAGGAGAUCGCUCUUCACAAGCACUUAAAGCACAAGAACAUCGUCCAGUACCUCGGCUCAAUCAGCGAGAACGGCUUCAUAAAGAUCUUCAUGGAGCAGGUGCCUGGAGGGAGUCUGUCUGCACUGCUGAGGUCCAAGUGGGGCCCUCUGAAAAACAACGAGUCCACCAUCGGCUUCUACACGCGGCAGAUCCUGGAGGGACUCAAAUACCUGCACGACAACCAGAUAGCACACAGAGACAUCAAGGGCGAUAAUGUUCUUAUCAACACCUACAGCGGCGUCCUGAAGAUAUCAGAUUUUGGCACAUCAAAGAGGUUGGCUGGGAUCAACCCUUGCACGGAGACUUUCACAGGCACAUUGCAGUAUAUGGCUCCUGAAAUCAUAGACAAGGGUCCUCGGGGAUACGGCAAGCCAGCGGACAUCUGGUCUCUGGGCUGCACCAUCAUAGAGAUGGCCACUGGGAAACCACCUUUCUAUGAACUGGGAGAGCCGCAGGCUGCUAUGUUCAAGGUGGGCAUGUUUAAGAUCCACCCAGAGAUCCCAGAGUCCAUGUCGCCGGAGGCCAAAGCCUUCAUCCUGCGCUGCUUUGAGCCCGACCCGGACCGCCGUGCCACCGCCCUCGACCUGCUCACCGAUGAGUUCCUCACCGUCACCAGCCGCAAGAAGAAGAGCAAGAGCAGCUUCACAGCUCUGUCUCCGGGGUCUGAGUACCUGCGCAGUAUCUCCCUGCCGGUGCCGGUGGUGGUGGAGGACACCAGCAGCAGCAGUGAGUACGGCUCCGUCUCCCCUGACAACGACCUCAACUCCAAUCCCUUCAUCUUCAAGCCCAGCGUGAAGUGCUACAGCGAGAGGGAUGUGAAGGGGCCCAGGUCCCUCUUCCUCAGCAUUCCAGUGGAGAACUUCGAGGACCACAGUGCGCCUCCGUCUCCCGAUGAAAAAGAUUCCGGCUUCUUUAUGCUUCGGAAGGACAGCGAGAGACGAGCCACACUGCACCACAUCCUGACCGAGGACCGGGACAAGGUGGUGGCCAACCUGUUGGAGGCCCUCACACAGGGCCCUGAGGAAAAACUGAAGCCUCAGCACAUCUCCACCCUCGUGGUCAGCCUGGCCGACUUUGUUCGCAUGGCGGACAGGAAAAUCAUCGCCAACACGUUGUCUCAACUCAAGCUGGAGCUGGACUUCGACAGCACAGCCAUCAGUCUGCUGCAGGUCGUGCUGUUUGGCUUCCAGGACGCUGUAAACAAAGUGCUGCGAAACCACAACAUCAAGCCUCACUGGAUGUUCGCUCUGGACAACAUCAUCCGCAAAGCUGUGCAGACCGCCAUCACGAUCCUGGUGCCAGAGCUGAGGCCUCACUUCAGCCUGGCCUCAGAAAGUGACCCGGCCGAGCAGGAGGACGUCGACGACGACACCGAGCUGGAGAGAAACUCCACCCACCAGAGCCGGGCGCCUCUUGCCGCUCACGACGACACCGUGGUCACCUCCGGAGUCAGCACGCUCAGCUCCACCGUGUCACGCGAGUCCCAUAAUGCACAGCGCUCUGUCAGCAUGGAGCUCGGCCGGAUGAAGCUGGAGACCAACCGGCUGAGGGAGCAGCUGCUGGAGAAAGAGAGAGAGUAUCAGGCCAUUCUGCAACAAGUGCUGGAGGAGAGAGAGCAGGAAAUCAGACUACUGAGGCUGCGAUCUGAGCCCGCAGAUGUCCCCACAUCAUCAAGUUGCCCCGAGGGACAGAGGAGUCCACCUGCAGAGAGACCGGAAGACUCAGAGAUGACCAGCUGGCUGAGGCUUUACGGCGCUGACCAGGACUCCAUCGAUAGAAUCCUGAAAGAGGAGUACACGUUGAACGACAUCCUCCACGAUGUAACAAGAGAUGAUCUGAAGAGUUUAAGACUGAGAGGCGGGAUCCUGUGUAAACUAUGGAAGGCCAUCGCAGACUACAGGCAGAAGCCAACCUGAGGCCUUAAGUGGACAACCACUCAGAAAAGCCAGGUCCUUUGUCCCAACAACUCAGUAUUCUCUCUUUUUCCUCCGUUUUUACAAGAGCAAGACUUUUAGGAGAGAAACCUGUGUUUGCCGUCGUGUGUACAGAGCAGCUUUCCACCAGCACAAGAAACUCUGACUGGUCUCCUCGGAGUAUCUUGAUAAUUUUGAAAAAAGGAUUUUGGAAAAAACAACUAUGAAAGCAACAAUAACUGAGAAGUGCCACAAGUUUGGUGGACAUUACACAGCUUUUUGUUACAGGUGCGUUAAAAAUUACAAUUAGUAAGAAAAUCUAUUGUUAAAAUCUUGAAUAGGCCUAUUGUCAAAACAUUUUCUCCUGUCGUUACAAGAUUACAAGACGUUUACAAAACUGGAGACUGGUCGUUUUCUAAUACAAGCCUGAGAUACAAAAUUCUACAUUCAAAAUCAUCUGAACUAAUAUUUUUAUCUUAGCAUCUUAUCACUACUUUAUUUAAAUGUGUUUUUAAUUUAAUUGUUAUGGUAAUCUAAAGGAUGUCAGUGCAUGCCCUGUUUUUAUUUUAUUUUGUAUCCAUACUGAGACUUAUUUAAAUUGUUUUUUGUUUUUUUCACAUUUCCUUUUAUAAUACAAAUCUACAUUUUUAUUUUUCAGAAAAGUGUAAAUAUUGUGUUACAGAAUAACAUUUAUGUACUUUACAAAUACAAAGAUAAACAUAGUUUAAUCUCUAUGUGGUUUGACCGUGUCUAUAAUCAACACAUGUGAAACAUUUAUUGUAUAGUAUUGUAUUUUCUAGUGUCACAAAUUAUAGGAUACAAUAUUCAGUUGGUAUAAUUAAUAUUACAUGAAAUCAUUUGCUCUGUUUUUAUUGUUGUACACUGACAGAAUUGUGCUUAUCCUGCUUGUGUAGACAUCAAUAUUUUGUAUGAUAUCUAUGUGUGAAGAUAUGAUCAUUCAAUCUGAUGUCAUGAAAAAUCUGAAAUGCAAGCAAAUUCUUAUGGAAGAGCCUUGACCUUUUUUUUUUAUUUUAAAAACGAAAUGGGGAACAUAAUCAUGAGCAGUGUGUCCGUUUUGUUUCAUAUCUAAAAUGAUUCAAGAUUUUUGUGUCAUAUUGUUAAAAUAAAAUGUUUCAUCUUGAACUGUGAAAAAA
Perca fluviatilis (European perch) is the source of this 5726-nucleotide messenger RNA. RefSeq names its product mitogen-activated protein kinase kinase kinase 5 (gene map3k5). Gene Ontology annotation, molecular function: MAP kinase kinase kinase activity; ATP binding. The transcript has 29 exons. The record is from RefSeq and is a predicted model, not a curated record. NCBI's taxonomy places the organism in Eukaryota, Metazoa, Chordata, Actinopteri, Perciformes, Percidae. Gene Ontology annotation, biological process: MAPK cascade; protein phosphorylation; cellular response to stress. Bases 529 to 4575 code for a protein of 1348 amino acids.